Messenger RNA from Aspergillus oryzae RIB40, 1485 nucleotides. RefSeq names its product serine--tRNA ligase SES1. NCBI's taxonomy places the organism in Eukaryota, Fungi, Ascomycota, Eurotiomycetes, Eurotiales, Aspergillaceae. The record is from RefSeq and is a predicted model, not a curated record. Gene Ontology annotation, biological process: seryl-tRNA aminoacylation. Gene Ontology annotation, molecular function: serine-tRNA ligase activity; ATP binding; tRNA binding. Gene Ontology annotation, cellular component: cytosol. The transcript is spliced from 6 exons. The coding region runs from base 1 to 1485 and encodes 494 amino acids.
AUGCUUGAUAUCGCUGAUUUCGUCAGUGACCGUGGUGGAAACCCAAACAAGGUCAAGGAGAGUCAGCGGAAACGAUUCGCUCCAGAGAGUGUCGUCGAUGAAAUUCUUACACUAUAUGAGGAAGCCCGCCGAGCACGGUACGAGGUCAUGCAGAUAGGCUCUCAGCUCAACGGACUUCAAAAAGAAAUUGGAAAGAAAAAAAAGAACAAGGAAGAUGCAAGUUCCCUUCUUGAAGAGAAAGCUGCGCUUGAACAACGCAAGAAAGAUGCCGAAGACCUAGCUCUUCAAAAGGAAAAGCAAAGAGACAGCAAACUUCGAACAAUUGGUAAUUAUGUGCAUGACUCGGUCCCUGUGAGCAAUAACGAAGUAGGUGUCUAUCGCUCACCAAAAUAUUCGUUUGGGAAAGGAGCUGACAUGCACCAUAAGGACGAUAAUGUAGUGGUUAAGACAUGGGUACCCGAGAAUGUCACUGUCGAGAAGCGCGAUUGCCUUUCUCAUCAUGAAGUUCUCACUCGCCUUGACGGCUACGACCCCGAACGUGGUGUUAAGAUUGUCGGCCACCGUGGAUACUGCUUGACUGGUUAUGGGCUUUUCUUGAAUCUUGCGCUAAUCAACUACGGCCUGGAAUUCCUUUGGGGAAAGGGUUACAAGCCGAACCAGCCGCCUCAAUUCAUGUUGAAGGACAUGAUGGCAAAAACAGCCCAGCUUGAGCAAUUUGACGAGGAAUUAUAUAAGGUAACAGAAAGUGAGGACAAGUCUACAGACAAAUACCUCAUCGCCACUUCAGAACAACCGUUGUCGGCUUUGCAUGAUGGUGAAUGGCUCCAGGACAAGGAUCUCCCAAUCAAGUAUGCUGGAUAUAGCACGUGCUACCGCAAAGAAGCAGGAGCUCAUGGUAAAGACGCUUGGGGCAUUUUCCGCGUCCAUCAAUUUGAGAAAAUCGAGCAAUUCGUCCUUACCAAACCUGAACAAUCAUGGGAAGCUUUUGAGGAGAUGAUGGCUACUUCGGAAGAGUUCUACAAAUCUCUUGGACUUCCCUAUCAAAUAGUUACCAUCGUGUCUGGAGCCUUAAACAAUGCGGCGUCUAAGAAAUACGACCUUGAAGCUUGGUUCCCAUUUCAAGGAGAGUACAAGGAGCUGGUUUCUUGCUCUAACUGCACAGAUUAUCAAGCCCGGGCUUUGGAAAUUCGGUAUGGUACUAAGAAAGCAACAGAUGUCAAGAAGUCGUAUGUUCAUGCUUUGAAUGCCACCCUGUGUGCUACUGAGCGGACGCUUUGCUGUAUUCUUGAGAAUUAUCAAAAGGAGGAUGGAUUUAUUGUGCCAGAGCCCCUUCGGAAAUACAUCCCAGGUGCCCCAGAGUUUCUCCCUUAUACUAAGGAACUCCCGAAGGAUAGCACUUCUCAGAAAGCCAAGGGCAAGCAGAGCUCUAAGGCAGCAAGUGGUGCGGAAGAAGCCACAAGGAAGAUCCAGGAUUUACGGGUGUGA